AUGGAUAAUACUGGGUUAAACGCCGAGAGCUUCGCUGUCCGAUUCCUGGUAUACCUCCGGUCCUUAGGUCCGGAUUCGGAUCCCAACAAAGCCAUCUUGCGAGUUACAUAUCAUGGGGCGUUCUCGUCACUCGCUUCCAUCGACGAGGACGAUAAGGACGACAAUAACGACGACGACGACGACGACCCCCGUCGCCGCCCCGGGGGCCACCGCCGCUCCACCCCCGACGACCCGUCCCGAGUCCGACUCAGGGAGAUCCCCCCGGGGAGCUGGGUGGUUCUCAUGGAUCGACGAGACCGCCGUGGCCGAUUCAGUGACGACGGCGCCUUCUUACAAUACUCUUUUAUCAGAAUCCGUCGACCCUCUCCAGAGACUGCCUCGAAGCAACAACAACAAGAACAACAAAGUCCGGCCCCCGUCUCUAGUUCAGUCGAGGUGGUCGGCGGGCUGACCGACUUCCUGCGCGAAACCGUGCCAGAGACUCAUAUUGCCACGUGGGAGAAACGGCUCGAGGAGGUAGAGAGGGAUUUGGUUUCAGCUUUGACUAGGCUGAGCCCACUCAGUACCCCGUCAUCGAUGGAAUUCUCACCGGGGGUGAACCCGAUUGACGAGGUGUUAAGGCGCUUGACAUCAGCUGCAACUGAGAGGAGCGCAGACAACGCCCCGCCAGAGACUGAUCUUUCCACUGGGGAGGGACUGGUCGUGAAGGUAGAGAGGGAACGCUGCAUCGGUGUCCGCGUCAUGGCUGAGAGCCGGGUCCACACUUUACUGGACCAGUUACUAUGA
This is a messenger RNA of Penicillium robsamsonii, 786 nucleotides long. RefSeq lists its product as uncharacterized. Bases 1 to 786 code for a protein of 261 amino acids. The record is from RefSeq and is a predicted model, not a curated record. NCBI's taxonomy places the organism in Eukaryota, Fungi, Ascomycota, Eurotiomycetes, Eurotiales, Aspergillaceae. The transcript has 2 exons.